Molecule: messenger RNA, 5231 nt
Organism: Erpetoichthys calabaricus (reedfish)
Lineage: Eukaryota; Metazoa; Chordata; Cladistia; Polypteriformes; Polypteridae
Exons: 2
Coding region: 626-4948 (1440 amino acids)
Source: RefSeq, a predicted model, not a curated record
UUAAUUUGCAUUUACUAUAUAUAUAUUUUAAAUAUAUGCCUCAGGGUAAAAAUAAUUUCCCUUUGGGAUGCACUGUUCUAUUCUUCCUUUCUGUUGCUUUAAUCUUUCUUGAUAGUGCAGUUUAAAUUUAGCUGGCCCUGUGACCAGUCUUCCUUAGGGUGUCAUAUUCACCUUGAAUAUCUGCAUUCUGAUUGGUUUAGCACCUGCUGUUAAACUUAACUACAGUAUGCUUAUCUGUACCUUUGGGACAGUCACUAACGUACCGAAAAGUUUGAAUUGAUUUAUAGCAUAACAAUGCUACAAUCGUGAGAAUACGCUGAAGUUGGCACAACCGAAGUAAAAGCCACUAAAAAUUAAUCUAAUGUAGAAAAAGAUGGUCAUGUGUAUAGCAUUUAACCUUUACCUAUUAGCAGCACUACCUGGAAUCUAUUGGUCAUUCAGUGGCUGGCAAAAUGUGAUAUUCAGCUGCGGAGUUUGCAAAGUUCAAGCGGCCAGUCAGACAAGUGACUCACAUGACAGGAAAUAGAGAAAAAAAAACUCAACAACAACACUGUAAGCAACCAGAAGUGUGCCAGUUUCCUUUAACUGUCAAGUUGUAGGAACAACAAUUGAUAGAUAUAUUGUAAUGGAUGUAACAUCUACAAAAGUUCAUUUAGAAUUGACAGAUGAAAGUCCUGAUCCCUUUUUAUGGGAAAAACCUGAUGAUACCACUUCUAGAAAUGUUAUAACAGAAAAGACUUCCUUGUGCGAUAUUUUCAUAGACGAAAGUGACAUGGUAAUGGUACCUGAAAAAUAUGUCUACCCCAUUUGUGAUUGUGCUGACUACUGCAAAACUGAUGAAGCUAUCUGUGAUUCUUGUGGAUCUUUUCACACUGCACUAUGCUCAGAUUCAACAGAACACUACAGCGACUGUGAUGAAAGCUUUGAUGACACCAGGGAAGACUUCUUGGCUGAACAAACUGAUACUGAAGUCAGUUAUGAAACCAACUUCUCAGAAUCAGCUCAUAAAAAUAUGGAGGAUCUGUGUGAAAUUGAACAUAGUAAAGGCAUUGUGGGAAGUCAUACUGUAUCAAAGCCUUGCAGCAGCAUAAAAUGGCUCGCCAAGUCUGACUUAUGUGAGUGUGUGGAUUCAAAUUCACAGCAGCUGGAUGCAGAAAAAAUUCUACAAGAAGAAGAAGCCCUGCAGUAUGCAAGUGUGGAUUCAUCUGCUUGCUGUCUGAUUAAUUCUCAGGCUGUCAGCAGACACUGUGUAACUGAUCCAACUCUGAAUGGGGGAGUCCACUGUAAAGGGGAACAGGUUCAGCUGUCACUCACUGCCAAGAAUAGAAAGAUUCUGGAAAGUUGCCUUGCAGAUCAUGCAGCUGGGGAGCUCUCAGGCAAAACAGGCUGUUAUUAUUCUAAGUGCCACAGAAAAGAAGAAAGCAAGAAGCAAACUGUGGCCCAAAGCGCAAAUAGAAUUUUUGUAUCUAACGGAGCUCAAGGAGGUAUUGAUCGAUUCAGUGAGGCUUCAGGUAUGGGAAGUGAACUGGAUGAGGCAGACCAUGAAGUUAAGUGGCUUACUGACUCGGCAUUCAAGAGUUUAUCUUCUCCUCAAGAUGAAUAUUUUGACAUUUAUAACUCUAGUUAUAGAUCUUCUACCAAUAUGUCUCUACCUUCAACAGAAGACAGUGCUGCAGUGAACAUGGGAUCUGCUUACAUUGACAUUCAGGGGUAUGACAGUGAUGAUGGCCAUAUUCCUGAAAGUAAAGAUUUUAUUGACAAAUACGAACUGGGAAAUUUUGAAUGUGUGGAUGUAGCUCUAGAAAGCCAAGAUGAUAUGAAAAAGACAUCCAAGAAGAGAACUGUGCCAAAGAGGCAGAUUCAGCUCAGAUGGCGUGAGCGGAGUGAACUGAAGGUAUUUACAUCUCGUGAUCAUUUAGAGGGCCAGUCUGUUUCUGAAACUGCACGUUGUGAAAGACAUGGAAAGGACAGAUUACUACGACAACAUAGCACCCCAGCAGUCUUUCAGGAUCCUCCUGCCAAGGGGACCAAUAUAGCAGAUGAAAGUGAAAAAAGAAAGAAACUGCAGAAAUCGGUGUCCUUAGAUGAAACAUCUAGCAAAGCUAAAAUGGCAUCGUGUCUAAUUAAAAAUGUUUUAGCUAAGAAAAUGCAAUAUGAACAUAAGCUGAAACUGAUGCAUGGAUCUGUCAAAAGUACAGAAUUUCAGGUCUCAUCUAAUCCUCCCUCUGGAAGCGGAAACAGUUUGACUGGCCCUAAAGUUCCAUUUAAAAGAAAUGGUUCAAGUGGAGAACUUCCCGAUGAGCCUUUUGCUUUUGGUGCAACAUCCAACAGCACUUUCUCUUCAGAUGAACGGCAGCAUAAUUGUAGCACAGCAAGCAAGCUUUCCUUGAUUGCAGAAAAUUCCAGCAAGGUAGGCACAUUGAAAAAUUCUCAGACCUUUAAUGCAGAAACUAAAACUUGCAAUACAAUUGCUGUAAAUAAUUUAGAUACUGAUAAAAGAGGAGAGUCUGGACAAGUACAUGUCAUAGAGGCAAAAGAAAAAGUGCAACUUUUUACGCCAUGCAAUAACAGAAGUGAGCACUUUAAAGGAACUGAAACUAAGCAUAAAACAGUAGCACCUCAUGCUGAGAGGAUACUGCAGUGUGCAAGGUUUGAAGAAAAUGAAAAUGAACAGAUUCCUGUCACUGUUUCAUAUUUAGGCAUUGGUAACCUACCAGAUCAGCUGGAAAGGGAUGAACAAGAUGUUAAACGUGAAAUGAAGUCAGAAAGUGUCUUUAUGUCAAAAACUCCAGAUAUAACCUUGAGUUCCAGCCAUAAGAGCAAAAAGACUAAUCCUGUGUGUGACACUGUCCGAGUUCUCUCUCCACAGAAUGAAAGAAAAAGGUCUCCAGGAGAAAUUAGUGCCCACCUUUUAGCUCACAACUCUGUUACAGAGGACAUGCUUUUUCCAGAAAUGGAAGGUUUACAGCCAUUGAGUGAAGGGUGCAGUUCGAAAGUUAAAAGCAAGGCUCCCAUUCAUAAAGUGAGGGAUGUAAGAAAACUUGUGAAAAACACGUACAGCCUGUCCUUUAAAGCACCAGCUGUUUCCCCUGAAGAAGACCUUGCUGCUGAAAAAACUGACCACAGGAACUUGCACUUCUCAUCAUCUCCAGUGCUCAUUCAGUGCAAAGCAAUCAGCAGAAACAGCAGCACUGAAUUGAACUCGGAGCCGUGCAGUGCACAGGGACCACCUCUGAGCAACUUGUCUGAAACCAAAGCUUUGUGCUCAAACAGUAAGGAUGAGUCGACAUCUUCUGUACAACUGGAUGACUUGGCUCAAAGUGAUAUUAACAGUCUGGGCUGUUUGAAGGAAAACAUUGAAUGCAACGGCUUGAGACUAAUGAAUGGAGGUGUUAAUAUAAUGGAUGCCUCGGAUAGCGGAUCAGAGAAAAUGUCAGGUUUUGAUAGUGCGGGCAGCCAAUGUGCAAAUGAAAAAGAAGGAAACUCCUUGCUUUCUGCAGAUGAUGAGGCACAGGACGUCACUUUAACACAACCAAAUAAAAACAGCCAUUCAGUUUCGAUGCUCCUGAAGGAAAAAGGCUUUCAAGCAGAUAUAGGAGUAUGCGAUAUUCCUAAUGAUCCUAACAAUUGCCCUCAAAAGCACGUAAACACGCUUGAGUUCUCUUUGCCCGUGUGCCGCUCCAGAGCAAAUCACGCUUCCAUUGCCAAACAGAAACCAGCUAACAUAAGCACUCCUGUUGAAAUAAGUGUGAGCCAAGCUGCAGGAGUGGAACCCAAAAACACAAAUGGCAAUUUGACCCAAGAGAAAUUGCUCAACACUCACCACAAAAAAGAUCAGUAUUCCUCACAGUUCUUAACAGUAUGCAGUAAUGGAACUGUUCAGCAUCCCGUGGCACCUUCAGAUGAUCCUCCUCAAUAUGAAGAAAGACCAAGAAAUAGACUGCAGAUGUUGCCUUGUGAUGUGCACAAGACCACUACAACAGCACCACACCUGUAUUCUACAGAUUCCUAUCCAACACCCCCACCGCCAUUCAGUCCAGCAUUUGAAGCAGCUCCACCAGGACAAGAGCAACACAAACCUCUGCCAUCAAAAAUUCCACUUAAUCUCCAAAAUGAAUCCCCAAACUACCAACCCAUUCUUCAUCCUGCACAGGCAAGCUCUCUUCCUGGUCAGGCCACCUUUGCAAAUAACACUCGAAAGCAGUCCUUUCCGAGCUGUGAAGAUAAACCUUUCAUUAAAGCCAAUGAGGGUUUUGCCUGGAAGAGAUUGCCGUGUUUGUCCCAAAGUUCUGUUGGCAGCCAAAUAGACCCUUCAAAGAUCGGACAAGAAACGAGGCCUAAUUUUGCAUGCAGUCCAGUAGGUUUCCCUUCCCCAUAUCCAGGUGAAAGGGUCAAUGAAAACUUUCACUUUGCUGAAAACAUGGUAGGCUCCAACAUAGCAGGCUUUCAGUAUCCGCAAACUCCCAGGAAAGUUUUGUUUGAUCCAGAAACUGGAAAAUAUUUUUACGUUGAAGUUCCCGUUCAACCCCAAAGAAAAAUGCUUUAUGACCCUGAAACCGGGCAGUAUGUGGAGGUAAUCGUACCUCAGCGCCCUUUAAGCCAGAGUGGACUGUAUCCCACAGCAACCUCUCCUUAUUCUUCCUUUGCACAUCCUAGCAUGUAUGGUGCUCCUCUCCUGUCUUACGCCGGAUUGCCAAUGCCUGCCCACCCAAGGUUCCCUGAUUUGCCAGACCAGCCUUGCACCCAGUUUAGCAGUGAAGUUAACCAGACACUAAAGCCAGAGGUGCAUAGCAUUCAGCCUGUGGACUCCAGCUAUCUUGACAGCAUGUACUACAUUCCAACCGGAAUGACAGAAAGCCCAGGCGCACUUCAGCCGGCAUUUUAUCAGAAGCAUUCUGGAUCGGCAGAGGAAGAGGAGCGUGCCGGGAAUGGCCUGCCUGUUCAUUAGAGUCCACUGCUACUUUUACUGCAUGUUGCCAUCAUUGGAAAGGGGAACAUUUUCCCAUAUAAGGUGUGCUACCUUUUUUUUUUUAUUACAUUUUUAAUUUUUUUUGUGUAAUCAACAUUGUAAUACCAAAAAAAUGUGUUAUUUUUAAAGCAUUUUACUUGCUACUCCUGGUUUAGAAAUUUAAGCACUUUGCCUACACAACAUAGGAGAAAUAUUUCUAUUCAUUUUACAUUUUGUUCAGUCGACUUAUUUGUCAGUGUAAUUUUAUAUUAAAAAUGCACAC